CCACGAACUUGAAUUCAAGCCUGGCUUAGCAGCUUAGUACUUGUUCGUCUAAAGUCUAGCUGAGACUCGUGCACGUUGCUUUCAUGCCGGACAUUCCAGUCGGAUCCCAGAUUUUUGACCUUGCAUUUCAUCCCACGCACUCGACUGUAUACACUGGCCUUCUUAACGGAAAGGUCAAGGCCUUUCGGUAUGAUGAACAAGGACAACAUGAAGAAAGCUUCGUGUUAAGACCUUCCAAGCGUUCUUGCCGUUGCUUGGAUACCAGCGAGGAUGGGUCUCAUCUUUGGGCAACUGGGAAGGCAAAAGCUAUUUUCACAAUUGAUACAGCCACUGGGACAGUCAUCGAGACUCGCAAAAAUGCCCAUGAUUCCCCAGUGAAUCGCAUCAAACGCCUCAUGCCCCAGAUGCUGGGCACUGGUGAUGACGACGGAGUAAUCAAGCUGUGGGACCCUCGAAAGUCUAAUCCCAUUCGAGGUUACACCCAUCAUUAUGACUUCAUCUCUGAUUUCCUUUGGUUAGACGACAAAAAGCAACUUAUCACAACCAGCGGCGAUGGCACAUUAUCAGUGAUUGAUGUGCGUGGAAAGAAGCCAGAACCGGUGGCACAGUCCGAGGAUCAGGAGGAUGAGCUACUCUCUAUUGUUGCUAUUCGAAGCGGAUCCAAAGUAGUAGUCGGCACGCAGACGGGGAUUUUAUCCGUGUUCAAUCGUAGCCGUGGAUGGGGAGACUGUGUCGACAGAGUUCCUGGGCACCCCCAGUCGAUUGAUGCCCUUUGCACGCUGCCGUCGUCAUACCCGUCUUCUCACUCCACCAUCCUCACAGGAUCGUCUGAUGGUCUUCUGCGGGCCGUGCAGCUAUUUCCCACCAAGCUCCUUGGGGUUGUUGCUGACCACGGGUCUUUUCCCAUCGAAAGAAUUGCAGUCGAUCUCGGUGGGGAGGGAAGAUGGGUCGGUAGUGCAGGUCACGAUGACACGCUCAAGAUGACAGAUCUCAGGGCCAUUUUUGAGGACGAAGAGGGUGAAGAGGCAGUUGACGAAUCCGAAAAUGUACAAGCCUCGGAUAUAGACCCCCAGGAACCCGACGGAGCUGUUGUCGAAACCCAAGCACCUCCCGAGGGCACUGCAACAGUAAUCGAGGCGUCUGACAGUGAUGAGGAUGCACAAAACUCUCACUCCCCGAGGGAAAAGAAAAGAAAAUCGAAAAGCAGCAAAAAUGCAUUGGCAGUGAGGAGCAAAAAGGCACGGAACCAGAUUGAUGCGGACCCUUCCUUCUUCCAGGGCCUAUGAUCUUGGCACCGAUGUGCAUCUCAUCUCAUCGCCUUGCCUCCUCCUGAUACGGGUAGUACUCACAGCCGUUCAGGGACCGGAGGUCCAUUAUGGUUAACCCGUCGGGAGGGUCCGAAAGGCAUGCUGUGAGAUUAGUGCAUCCACGAUUAUCCAUCCCUGUCAGUGUUUUGGUUGCUACAUAUUGCAUCAUCUUAAUGAGAUCCGUGGGCUUUUGUUUUGGUCCGAGAACGCGGUUGUCCUUAGUCUAUUAAUGGACAGAUAGAUCUGCGAAAGCUCAGCGCUUAGAUACUUGUUAUGUGAUAUGUAAUUAUGCUAUCUCAUUCAUGUUAGCUCACAU
Messenger RNA from Suillus plorans, 1623 nucleotides. Its product is annotated as WD40-repeat-containing domain protein. Bases 84 to 1286 code for a protein of 400 amino acids. Gene Ontology annotation, molecular function: protein binding. The transcript has 8 exons. The record is from RefSeq and is a predicted model, not a curated record. Lineage: Eukaryota; Fungi; Basidiomycota; Agaricomycetes; Boletales; Suillaceae.